This is a messenger RNA of Elaeis guineensis (African oil palm), 655 nucleotides long. Its product is annotated as protein ASPARTIC PROTEASE IN GUARD CELL 1. The record is from RefSeq and is a predicted model, not a curated record. Lineage: Eukaryota; Viridiplantae; Streptophyta; Magnoliopsida; Arecales; Arecaceae.
AUGUUAGCCAUAGAACAUAGAACCUUCUACUACUUGGAGCUGACGGGGAUCAGCGUGGGCGGGACGAAGCUGGCGAUCCCGCCGUCAGCGCUGGCGAUGGACUCGGACGGCUCCGGGGGCGUCAUCCUGGACACGGGCACGGCGGUGAGCCGGCUGAACAAGCAAGUGUACGAGCCCCUGCGGGAGGCGUUCGUGAAUGGGACGCGCCACCUGUCGCCGGGGACGGGGCCGGGUAUCUUCGACACGUGCUACAACAUGCCGCCGAUGAAGAGGGUGCAGGUGCCGUCGGUGGUGUUCCACUUCGGGGAGGGGAAGGAGCUGAGGCUGCGGCCGAACAACUUCCUCAUGCCAGUGGACUCCAAGGGGAACUUCUGCCUCGCCUUCGCCAAGACGCCGUCGCCGCUGAACAUCAUCGGGAACGUCCAGCACCAGAGGAUGCGCGUCGUCAUCGACAUGGAGAACUCCAUCGUGUCGUUUACCCCCAAUAAGUGUUAAACAUGUUUAAGACUUUUGGUGUCGGUCCGUCCCCAGUGUAGCUAGCCAUGCUCGUUAUGUGUAUGUUGCUAAAAAGAAGUGAAGUAGGUAGGUUGGGAAUGCAACGGACCGGGGAGCACAUCUUCAUGCUAUCAAUAAAUAAAGACGAAAGUAUUUGGUG